UCGUAUUGUUUAUGAAAAAAUUGCAGAAAAUGAAUCUUUCUUCUUCAAAAUUCCUGAUUUCGCCAACCCUAACUAAAUUCCCCGCGAAAUAUUCCAUUUCCCCAAAUCAGUCGACAAUAUUAGGGAUUAAUUUUAGGUGUUUGCAAUUGAUCAUAAGCUCUAAGAAGUCCAGCUAUCAAGAUUUUCAGGAAUAUGCAAAGCCUUCAAGGUUGUUACCAGUCAAGGAGGUGAAUUCAUCGCUCGAGAAGGAGUUUGAGUCUCUCUCAUCUAGAAAAUCCGAAUCACUGUAUAAAUUGAGGUUACAAACUAGUAAUGCUUACGGAUCAGGUAUCAGUGAUGUGAAUUCUGGUAUUCUGUUGUGUGUAAUUGAUGAGAAUGGAUCCUCGAUUUUGCAACGAUUGCCUGCUACUUCUGCUGGAGCUGAUGAUUCACUGCGUUUUCAAAGAGGCUCUGUUGAUGAAUUUGUUUUUGAGGGACCUCGUCUUGGGAGAAUUCAUGCUGUUUGGAUCAGUUUGGAAUCAGGUCAAUGGAGGAUAAGUGGGAUGAAUUUGAUGGUAAUUUCUCAAUUGGGGGGAAGGAAUCAAGAAAUCAAGAGAUAUGGCUUUGAUUUGGAGGAUAUCUUGCUUGGGGAGAAGGGGGAGGCUUCGAUGAUGGAGUUCAGGCCUAGCUCGGUAGCUGCAUUAUCCGGGGAUGAAUCCACCUUGUUCGAUGAGGAUCCCUCGCCUGCUACUUACCCUGCAACGAGCGAAGAGGGCAUGAGAGAAUACGAGUAUCUCAAGCUGUCACUGCUGCUCUACGACGCUGUGCUCAUCCUAGCAGGCUCUGCAGUUGCAUCUGUUUCGAUGGGGGAGGAUGCUGCGGGUGCUUUCUUGAUCGGGGGGCUGCUGGGGUUCGCUUAUCUGCUGCUUGUGCAGAGAUCAGUUGAUGAACUUCCGUCGCCUGUUCUCAUUCGUAGGGAGGGGGAGGAUAGUGGUGGGGGGAUUUUUGGGAUGUUGAGAGGCUCUGUUUUGGUGCUAGUUUUGGUGUUUGCACUUGCUGUGGUGAUGGUGAAGUAUGCUGCUUCAGGGGAGUUUGGUGUUAGGUUGGCAUCAAGGGAUAUUGUUUUUGGAAUGAUGGGGUUUCUCAUGUGUAAAGUGGCUCUUGUGUUGGCGGCAUUCAAGCCCGUGACUCGUGGUUUGAGCGAGAACGAGUAGGGUUUUCCACCGGUGAAUUUGUGAUCGAGUGGUUCUGAGUUCUACCCACCGAACCCAUGGCUCGUGGUGUAAUAUAGGAUGAGUAGCGUUAGUGGAACGGGUGAACUUGUGGUCGAGAGAUUUCGAGUUCAGUCCCGCCUCCGAAAGGCAAAUUAGGGAAUAUAGCAUCUUAAAACCAUAAAAAUGAUACAUGUUGCAUGACUUCUCCAACUCUAUUAUGUACAAAGUAAACAUCUUGCAAGGUCAUGUUUAUUACCUAACUAAACAAAUUCACUUAGUUA
Molecule: messenger RNA, 1474 nt
Organism: Salvia hispanica
Lineage: Eukaryota; Viridiplantae; Streptophyta; Magnoliopsida; Lamiales; Lamiaceae
Product: Lipase/lipooxygenase, PLAT/LH2 family protein
Molecular function (GO): protein binding
Source: RefSeq, a predicted model, not a curated record